Lodderomyces pseudojiufengensis is the source of this 1992-nucleotide messenger RNA. RefSeq names its product stuA. The transcript has a single exon. The record is from RefSeq and is a predicted model, not a curated record. NCBI's taxonomy places the organism in Eukaryota, Fungi, Ascomycota, Pichiomycetes, Serinales, Debaryomycetaceae. Bases 1 to 1992 code for a protein of 663 amino acids. Gene Ontology annotation, molecular function: DNA binding.
AUGUCUGACAAUAAAGACAAACAAAAAGCAUCAGCUAAUAAUAACUCCAAUUCCUCAAGUUUUAUAACUCCCAAAAAUGUCUUCAAACCCCAGAACAAUAUAAUCCAGACUACAGUUGCAUGCAACCCCAAACCAAAUCCUUUCGAAAAAUUGAAUGAUGAGAAUUUGACUAUUCAAUCUGGUACAUCAUCAAUCACUGAAUCAACAAGUUCGUCCAUCUUAUUAGAAAUAACAAAUUCAGGAACUACUGGAACAAAAAGAAGAAAAGGUGGUCCUAAUAAACAAGAAGUCAAUUCCCCAAGAAUUCGCAAACUUAAAUGGAUCAGUGAAGACGUCGAUUGUUUUGAAAUCACAGUGAACGAAACAAUUAUUACCAGAAGAUUUGAUAAUGCCAUGGUUAAUGGUACAAAUUUGUUAAGUAUUGCUGUGGACUUAGGCCGAUUGACCAACAACCAAAAGAGAGAAGUAUUAUGUGGUGUAAAUGGUAGAGUGGUUAUUAAAGAAGGUCCAAAAGAUCUCAUUGGUACUUAUAUCCCAUUAAUUAAUGCUCAACAAUUUGCUCAAAAGUAUAAAAUAUCUAACUUAGUAUACCCAUUUCUUGAAACUAACUUACAGUUUAAUGACCAAUCUUCAAAUUUAUUAGAUUCUUCAAAUAGAACCAAAAGUAAUUCCACAAAUUCAAUCUUAAAGUCUAAUGACGAAGGUACAUCCUCAGCAUCAGUACAAAUGUUGGAUAGGGAGUAUGAUCAAUUGGAAAAAACGACAAAAAAGUUGAAACUAAAUGACGGAACUUCGAAACUGGUAGACAUAUCAAGUUCAACUCACAACAACAAAAACAAUGUGGCUCCGGAAAGUGGUAAGUUUAAUGCUAAAAGUGUUCUCGAAAAAUAUAAAUUUUUGGAUUUGUUUAUGUGUAAAAGCAAUAUAAAUGUUGAAAUGUCUAACUUAAAAUUUCCUCAUUACUUAUGGGUCAACAAGGAUCUUGAUUCUGUCGAUGAAGGUAUUUUUGUUUUGAAUAAAAAUAUUCAAAAAAACAAAAAUAUGGAUUUAGGUGUGAUGUUAAAAAAUAAUGGCAUCAUAUUGCUACAGGAUUUGGGGAGGGAAACAUCAAACAUGAUUAAACUGUUCAUUGAAAAGAACCAACUCAAAUUUCAAUUUUAUCAUGAUGAUCAAGUAGGUAUAAUUGUUGCCAAUAAAUUUAUUAAGGAUUCAAGAGGUAGAUUAAUUGUACCAGAUAAAAAUGGAAAGAUUAAUCCAAUCUUUGUUAAAUUAAAUAAAUUUUCAGCUCAAUUAGAUAAAUCAUUAGAAGAUAGAAUUAUUGACAUAACUAUCACACUUUUCGAUAGAGAGUGGCUUUUAAUUUCAUGCUAUUUGCCAAAUGAAAUGAAUGGAAUAAAUACUCAAUUGAAUAGUUUAGUUGAAAAUUUGAAAUUGACCAAGAUACUGACCUUGUGUUCUGGUGAUUUGAACACCGAAAAAUCUAAUCCAGUUUUGAAUGAUUUUUUUUCUUCAGAAAAUUCUGAGUUUGCUGAAUUAAUUGGGACACGGUUUACUCGUUUUGGGAGCACCUGCAGCUCCCCAGAUUUUGUAUUCAUGAAAAAAGGAGAUAGAAAAAUGCUAAAUUAUUCGGAAAUGGGAUUUGAUCUUAUUGGAGAUCAUGCCUUCCUGAGGUUUGAAUUAAGAAAUAAUAGUGAAAAAGUAAUGUUAAGAUAUGCUGGUGACAACAACAAUGAGUUAUUAAAAUUAUUCAACAUGAGGAAUGAUGCUAGAUCGGAGAUUCAUUUGUUACAAAAUCGAAUAAAGAGUUUGAAUACAACUAUGACCCGAAAUUCAACUAAUGCAAUAGAUGGCUCAAUUGGAAAUUAUGAAUUAUUAUUGAAAAUGAAAAGAAGAACAUUGCUUCAUGAACUAGAGUUAACAAAAAUAAGUUAUGAAAACGUUUGCAAUCGGUUAAAGAAAGAUGGUGGUACAACAACUGGUGAAAAAAGUUGA